AUGUUGGAUCAGUGGCUGCCAUCGACUUUGGCCUCCAUAUUUGGCUGGUUCACGCCCACCGUCCUCUUCGUCCUUGUCAACCUCGUCAUCGGCACCAUCGCCAUCGCCUCCAAGUUCUCCUCCCACCACCACCACCACCACCACCACAACCACAACCAGGCGUCCGCCCCGGCGCUCGAUGAGGUCGCGGCAGCCUAUCCCGGGGGCUACCUCUUCCGCUCCCUUUCCCGUUCCCCAUCCCUCGUCCUCGACCGCCUCCGCUCCUUCAACCUCAACCGCCACGUCGUCGAGCUCUCCCCUCCCCUAGAGGCGGACCAGGCGCCGCAUUUGGGCGCCAAGGAGAAGGAGGAAGAGGCGGACGACGAGCACCAGCUGCAUCUGGAUCGCAGCCAGUCCGACGCGCAUCCGACGGGCGGGGAGAUGCCGCCGAAGCUGGCGGUGAGAAUAAAGAAGUCGGCCAGCGAGAAGUCGCCGUUCGCACACUUCGAGGAGACGGAGAUCGAGAAUGCAGCUGCAGCCUCGAGGGAGGCCGCCGAUCAGGUGGAAAACGACGGCGUCGGCGGCGGCGAGGUGGACGCGCGGGCGGACGACUUCAUUAACCGGUUCCGGCAGCAACUGAAGCUGCAGCGCCUGGACUCAAUCUUAAGGUACAAGGAGAUGCUUGGCCGUGGAUCCACCUAG
Molecule: messenger RNA, 681 nt
Organism: Zingiber officinale
Lineage: Eukaryota; Viridiplantae; Streptophyta; Magnoliopsida; Zingiberales; Zingiberaceae
Product: pathogen-associated molecular patterns-induced protein A70-like
Exons: 1
Coding region: 1-681 (226 amino acids)
Source: RefSeq, a predicted model, not a curated record